AUGACAUCUGAUGGAAUCAAAUUGGUGAUACAGGCAGAGAAUGACGCAAGCAACAAAAUAAAGGCAGCAAAGGAGUACAAGAAAGAGGUGGUGAAUAGAGCACGUAAGGAUGCAGCAGACCACAUUAAGGCGUUGGAAGAGGACCUGAAAAAUGAUUUAGAACGGAAAAAUGUAGAGGAUGCCAGAUACCUUGAGGAGCUGAAAGUGUGUCUGGAAACAGAAUUCAAUAAGAAGGUGGGUGAUUUGGAUGAGAAGUGUGUGGAUGAUUUGAUAUCAAAAAUAGUGGGAAUCAUAGCAGACAAGUAA
Enterospora canceri is the source of this 306-nucleotide messenger RNA. NCBI's taxonomy places the organism in Eukaryota, Fungi, Microsporidia, Enterocytozoonidae. The record is from the annotation of a GenBank genome assembly.